Messenger RNA from Hippopotamus amphibius kiboko, 2359 nucleotides. RefSeq names its product diacylglycerol O-acyltransferase 2 (gene DGAT2). Gene Ontology annotation, molecular function: diacylglycerol O-acyltransferase activity. Gene Ontology annotation, biological process: triglyceride biosynthetic process. The record is from RefSeq and is a predicted model, not a curated record. The transcript is spliced from 8 exons. Bases 291 to 1346 code for a protein of 351 amino acids. Gene Ontology annotation, cellular component: endoplasmic reticulum membrane. NCBI's taxonomy places the organism in Eukaryota, Metazoa, Chordata, Mammalia, Artiodactyla, Hippopotamidae.
CCGAGCCAAGGGCGCAGUGGCCGUGGCCGUGGCCGUGGCCAAGGCUCAACUUUCGGCCGCUGCUCGGACCCGUCGGGCCGCCGGCGCCCUGCUCCCCCGGCCGUAGCCGCCCCCGCGCUCCCGUGCUCGGCGCCAGGGCAUGGGCCAGGGGCGCGGGGUCAGGCGGCUUCCCGCGGGGCCCCGACCUGCACCGGCUUCGCCAUGAAGACCCUUAUAGCCGCCUACUCCGGGGUCCUGCGAGGUGAGCGUCGGGCCCAGCUGCCUGGAGGGAGAGCUCUGACUGAGGAGCCAUGCUGUCCGGCACUGGCUCCAGCAUCCUCUCCGCCCUCCAGGACCUCUUCUCCGUUACGUGGCUCAAUAGGUCCAAGGUGGAAAAGCAGCUACAGGUCAUCUCGGUGCUACAGUGGGUCCUGUCUUUCCUCGUGAUGGGAGUGGCCAGCAGUGUCAUCCUCAUGUACACCUUCUGUACCGAUUGCUGGCUCAUUGCCGCGCUCUACUUCACCUGGCUGGUGUUUGACUGGAACACUCCCAAGAAAGGUGGCAGGAGGUCACAGUGGGUCCGAAACUGGGCUGUGUGGCGCUACUUUCGAGACUACUUUCCCAUCCAGCUGGUGAAGACACACAACCUGCUGACCACCAGGAACUACAUCUUUGGAUACCACCCUCAUGGUAUCAUGAGCCUGGGUGCCUUCUGUAACUUCAGUACAGAGGCCACAGAAGUGAGCAAGAAGUUCCCUGGCAUAAGGCCCUACCUGGCCACACUGGCUGGCAACUUCCGGAUGCCAGUGCUGCGGGAGUACCUGAUGUCUGGAGGCAUCUGCCCUGUGAACCGGGACACGAUAGAUUAUUUGCUUUCAAAGAACGGGAGCGGCAAUGCUGUCGUCAUCGUGGUGGGGGGCGCUGCCGAGUCCCUGAGCUCCGUGCCUGGCAAGAACGCAGUCACCCUGCGCAGUCGCAAGGGGUUUGUGAAACUGGCCCUGCGCCAUGGAGCGGACCUGGUUCCCAUCUACUCCUUCGGGGAGAAUGAGGUAUACAAGCAGGUGAUCUUUGAGGAGGGCUCCUGGGGCCGAUGGGUCCAGAAGAAGUUCCAGAAGUACAUUGGCUUUGCCCCGUGCAUCUUCCAUGGCCGAGGCCUCUUCUCCUCCGACACCUGGGGGCUGGUGCCCUACUCCAAGCCCAUCAGCACCGUGGUGGGUGAGCCCAUCACCAUCCCCAAGCUGGAGCACCCAACCCAGCAGGACAUCGAUCUGUACCACGCCAUGUACAUGGAAGCCCUGGUGAAGCUCUUCAACCAGCACAAGACCAAUUUUGGCCUCCCGGAGACUGAGAUCCUGGAGGUGAACUGAGCCUGUGUGCAGGGGUCAGCUUCCGGGAGGAACCAGCUGCAAAUCGUUUUCUACCAAGUUUCCGAGUGCUUUUUGUUCUGUAAAUUUGGAAGCGUCAUGGGUGUCUGUGGGUUAUUUAAAAGAAAUUAUAAUACUUUUGUUAAACCAUUACAAUGUUAGGUCUUUCUUAAGAAGGAAAAAGUGAAUAUUUCAAGCUCUUUCACUUCCUAUUUGUCCUGUUCUAGGUGGUUGCUGACACAUCUCAGCCUUUAUGGUUUCUCAACCAACCUCUCUUCUCCCCUUCCCAAAAUUACAGAGAAAACUAAGUCCUGGGGAAGAAGGACAGCCAUUAGUGACUCAGUCCAGUUAGAUUAUUUGCCCUUUGUCCCUGGGGGAUGAGGGGCAGAAGCCUCCUCUAAUACAAACACCUCUACAGCCAGCUACCCCACGCUCGACUGCAGGACGAGCCCCUCCUGCCAAGGGGAAGACUCAGAGGGAACAAGGGUCCCCAUUUUGAAGAGCGCAGGGAUCAGCAUCUGGGAUAUUCAAGCUCGAGUCUCCUUUCUGCUGCCUGCCACGGCCCCAGUCUCUGAAAUCUGAACCUGGACUGGCCUCUGGAGAGAGGAUAGGGGUGGUGACGAUCCCAUGCUGGGGAGUGGAGCCGUCCAGCCUCAUUGUCUCUCGAAUUAUCAAGCCCCACCACGUUCUGGUUGGAGUGACUGGUUUUCCUCCUCCCCUAGACCCAGCAUUGGCCUAAAUCACACACCUCCCCGUGGCCUCGGUUUGCUUAACCCACACGCCCAGCAGUGGAUGUGAGGAAGGGGCCCAUUUCCUGUUUACAGAGGGACCUGGCCUUCUGAGCAGCAGAUUGGUUCCAGAAGUUUCCCAAACCCAAACCUCAUAUAUGUGUGCCUUUCUGAGAGGGGGCCAGGGAGGAAACCUAGUCCUCUGUGUAUUCUGUUUUCUCUUGAUGAGAUCAUUAUAGCAUGUCCGACUUUUGUAUAUUCCUAAAUGAAUAAAUGGAAGUGAGCAUC